CUACCGGGCUCCGACCGCACUGCGCCGCCCGCCGCCCGCCCGCCGCCGGCGCCGCCGCCCAGCGAUCCGGCCGCGGCGGCUCAGACCGCGGCUGCGGCGGGCGCGGGCGCGGGCGGCGGCGGCUUCCUCUCGCCCGCCCGUCUUGGGACCUUUGCCUGCGCGCCUACCCGCGGGGUAACAGCGCGCGCUUCGGCCCUCAGCGGGACGGGGACUGGGACGUCAGGCCCAAGGCCCUGCUGUCCCCCACGAUGAGGAAGCUGAGGCUCAGAGAAAGAGAGUGAUAUAUACUCAACGUCCUGUGAUCAGAGUGCAGGAACCAGGUGCAGGUGGUCAGCUGCCGCCGGGCCCAUGCCGUGAGGCCGGGAGGCCGGCGUCCGCCACCAGCAUGCCGUGGGACGCGCGGCGGCCCGGGGGCGGCGCGGACGGCGGGCCGGAGGGCGCAGGCGCGGCGCGCUCAAGGGCGCAGAAGCAGUGUCGCAAGUCGUCGUUCGCCUUCUACCAGGCCGUCCGCGACCUGCUGCCGGUGUGGCUGCUCGAGGACAUGCGCGCCAGCGAGGCCUUCCACUGGGACGAGCGCGGCCGCGCCGCCGCUUACUCGCCCUCCGAGGCGCUGCUCUACGCGCUCGUGCACGACCACCAGGCGUACGCGCACUACCUGCUGGCCACGUUCCCGCGGCGCGCGCUCGCGCCGCCCAGCGCCGGCUUCCGCUGCUGCGCGGCGCCCGGGCCGCACGUGGCGCUGGCCGUGCGCUACAACCGCGUGGGCAUCCUGCGCCGCAUCCUGCGCACCGUGCGCGACUUCCCGCCCGAGGAGCGCGCGCGCGUGCUGGACCGGCGCGGCUGCAGCCGCGUGGAGGGUGGUGGCACGGCGCUGCACGCGGCCUGCGAGCUGGCGCGCCCCGAGUGCCUCUUCCUGCUGCUUGGCCACGGCGCGUCACCCGGCCUGCGCGACGGCGGCGGCCUUACGCCUCUUGAGCUGCUGCUGCGCCAGCUGGGCCGUGACGCCGGGGCCCCCAAUUCCGCCGCCGCCGCCGCCGGGGCGCCCGCCUCUGCGCCCGGGGAGCCGCGCCAGCGCCGCCUGCUGCUGCUCGACCUGCUGGCGCUGUACACGCCCGCGGGCGCCGCCGGCCCUGCCCGCCGGGAGCUGCUGGGCGACCGGCCGCGCUGGCAGCGGCUGCUGGGCGAGGACAAGUUCCAGUGGCUGGCGGGCCUGGCGCCGCCCUCGCUCUUCGUGCGCGCCAUGCAGGUGCUGGUCACCGCCAUCUCGCCUGGACGCUUCCCUGAGGCCCUGGACGAGCUGCCGCUGCCGCCCUUCCUGCAGCCGCUGGACCUCACGGGCAAGGGCUAGACCUCGGCGGGGAGUGGGGGGGGGGGGGGGCUGCUCGUUGGAUUUUUGGAAAUACUAUUUUUCAGAGCGUUGUACCCAGCACUUUACAUAUAUUGAUCUCUGUGUAGGAGAA
Acinonyx jubatus (cheetah) is the source of this 1460-nucleotide messenger RNA. RefSeq names its product ankyrin repeat domain 9 (gene ANKRD9). NCBI's taxonomy places the organism in Eukaryota, Metazoa, Chordata, Mammalia, Carnivora, Felidae. The transcript has 3 exons. The record is from RefSeq and is a predicted model, not a curated record. The coding region runs from base 386 to 1348 and encodes 320 amino acids. Gene Ontology annotation, molecular function: protein binding.